Messenger RNA from Jatropha curcas, 2148 nucleotides. Its product is annotated as butanoate--CoA ligase AAE1. The record is from RefSeq and is a predicted model, not a curated record. Lineage: Eukaryota; Viridiplantae; Streptophyta; Magnoliopsida; Malpighiales; Euphorbiaceae.
ACUUGCAGAAUAAAAUAUCCAUUGUUAAAGAAAAGAAUGGAAAGGGACAAGGGAUGGACCGGCCUAUAGCAUUCAACUCCAUAUCUAUCCAUAUAAUUGAGGUCAAUCAUCUACGGAUAAGAACUUGAAUCGCGUCCGUCCAUCUUCCCGGUAAGAAGGUCACUUUGAUUCCCUGUCACUGUCAUAUGAGUCCAAAAAUCGUCGCCUCAAAAGAUAUCAAACGCACAGAGAAGGAGAAGUAGGUGAAAUCUGAAAAGAGAUGGAAGGUAUGCUCAAGUGCUCUGCAAACUACGUCCCUCUUACUCCAAUCAGUUUCCUGGAACGCUCCGCGAUUGUUUACCGAGACAAUCUAUCCGUCGUCUAUGGCGAUGUCAAGUAUACCUGGAAAGAGACUUACCAGAGGUGCAUCAAGCUCGCUUCUGCUCUCGCCCACCACGGGAUUUCCCGUGGCGAUGUGGUUGCUGUAUUGGCUCCAAAUAUUCCAGCAUUAUAUGAACUACACUUUGGCGUUCCAAUGGGUGGGGCAGUUCUGUGUACACUAAAUAUACGCCAUGAUUCAGCAAUGGUGUCUGUGUUACUGAGACAUUCAGAGGCCAAAGCCAUUUUUGUGGAUUACCAAUUUCUGCCAAUUGCCCAGGGAGCUCUGGAACUUCUAACCAAGACGGGAUCCAAGCUGCCCUUUCUUGUCUUGAUCGAGGACUGUAAUCAACCAGCUCCUAUCUCCUCUAAAGGGAACUUAGAGUAUGAGAGUCUUCUAGCAAUGGGAAAACUGGAUUUUGAAGUAAUACAACCAAAUGAUGAAUGGGAUCCUAUUUCACUUAAUUAUACCUCGGGAACCACAUCGAGUCCAAAAGGGGUGAUUUAUAGUCAUAGAGGGGCUCACCUAAAUUCCCUUGCAGCCAUUCUUCUAAAUGAUAUGAUCUCAAGGCCGGUAUAUCUAUGGUGCGUUCCCAUGUUUCACUGCAACGGUUGGUGCCUCACCUGGGGUGUGGCUGCUCAAGGAGGCACAAAUAUCUGCCUUCGGAGUGUAUCCGCAAAGGGGAUAUUUGAAAGUAUUUCUCAGCACAAAGUAACCCACAUGGGUGGUGCACCAACAGUAUUAAACACAAUAAUAAAUUCACCAGCUGGUGACAGAAGGCCUCUUCCAGGAAAGGUAACAGUGAUGACAGGUGGUGCACCACCACCUCCACAGGUAAUAUUCAGUAUGGAAGAAAUGGGAUUUAACGUGACUCAUUCGUAUGGUUUGACAGAAACAUACGGUCCUUCAACAAUUUGCACUUGGAAACCUGAAUGGUCUUGCCUCCCUCGUGAUGUACAGGCAAAGUUGAAGGCCCGUCAGGGAUUGCAACAUCUUGGCAUGGAGGAAAUUGAUAUAAAAGAUCCAGUUACCAUGAAGAGCGUGCCACCAGAUGCAAAAACCAUGGGUGAAGUUAUGUUCAGAGGCAACACUGUUAUGAAUGGAUAUUUGAAAAACCUGAAAGCAACAGAAGAGGCAUUUAGUGGUGGGUGGUUUAGGAGUGGAGAUUUGGGGGUAAAACACCCUGAUGGAUACAUAGAGCUAAAGGACCGAUCCAAGGACAUAAUAAUUUCAGGGGGAGAAAAUAUUAGCACCAUCGAGGUAGAAUCUGUAUUGUUUAGUCAUCCAGCAGUUCUUGAGGCGGCUGUUGUAGGAAGACCUGAUGAUCACUGGGGGGAAACACCUUGUGCAUUUGUGAACUUGAAGACAGGGUGUAAUGCCAGUGCAGAAGAACUAAUCAAGUAUUGUCGUGAUCACUUGCCUCAUUACAUGGCGCCUCGAACUAUUGUCUUUGAGGAUCUGCCAAAGACAUCAACUGGAAAGGUACAGAAAUACGUCUUGAGGAGUAAGGCCAAGGCCUUAGGAAGCCUUUCAAAAGAGAGAACUAGCAAACUGUAGAUACACCAGUGAUUGGAAGGUAACAGUUCUGUUUGGAGAAUUCAAGUAGUUUAUUGAUAAUUGUCUUCCAUAAAGCUUGAUGUCCUGCCCAGACCGUGUAUAUUUCAUACGUUGGAGUUGGGUGGGGUGGCUGGUUUGAAAAUAUUGAUAAUUUAAUCAUCAAAAUUAUUAAAAAUGUCUUGUAAUAUGCAUUAUUAAACCCAAAGUAAAAAUAAAAACAAAUUUCACUUAAA